Protopterus annectens (West African lungfish) is the source of this 979-nucleotide messenger RNA. Its product is annotated as laminin subunit alpha-1-like. The record is from RefSeq and is a predicted model, not a curated record. Gene Ontology annotation, cellular component: basement membrane. The coding region runs from base 122 to 979 and encodes 285 amino acids. Gene Ontology annotation, biological process: axon guidance. The transcript is spliced from 6 exons. Lineage: Eukaryota; Metazoa; Chordata; Ceratodontiformes; Protopteridae. Gene Ontology annotation, molecular function: extracellular matrix structural constituent.
UUGACUGAAAUGAGGAAUCGUAGGAUCAGUGUUGCUGAAUGAGAGUGUGUAUUUCGUAUUCAGGAGGACUGGAGUUUGUGGAAGUUUGUUCCGAAGCAGUGAGCCUGUAGCCGGCUUCGAGAUGAAAACACGGGUGUUUCUGUGGUGGUUUGUAAUUGCGUUACUUCUGUCCUGUUGGUCGGUGGUAAAGUGCCAGCAAAGAGGACUGUUUCCUGCUAUUUUCAACCUCGCCAGUAAUGCUGAGAUCAUGUCUAAUGCUACCUGUGGUUUCAGAGGACCAGAAAUGUAUUGCAAACUUGUGGAGCAUGUGCCAGGACGACCAGUACGAAAUCCACAGUGUAGAAUCUGUGACAUGAACAGUGGGAACAGAAAAGAACAACAUCCAAUCACCAAUGCGAUAGACGGCACAAAUAACUGGUGGCAGAGUCCAAGCAUUCAAAAUGGAAGGGAGUAUCACUGGGUAACUGUCACCCUGGAUUUACGACAGAUCUUUCAGGUGGCAUAUGUGAUUAUCAAAGCAGCAAAUUCUCCACGACCUGGGAAUUGGGUUUUGGAACGCUCCAUUGAUGGUGUGGAGUUCAAGCCAUGGCAAUAUUAUGCUAUCAGUGAUACUGAGUGCUUAACACGGUAUAACAUAACCCCAAGACUUGGACCUCCAACCUACAAAAGAGAUGAUGAAGUGAUCUGCACAUCUUAUUACUCCCGACUUGUCCCGUUAGAACAUGGAGAGAUCCAUACAUCAUUAAUCAAUGGAAGGCCAAGUGCAGAUGACCCUUCCCCCACCUUGUUGGAGUUUACGUCUGCUCGUUAUAUUCGGCUAUGCUUGCAACGCAUUCGGACCCUAAAUGCUGACCUCAUGACUCUUAGUCAGAGAGAUCCUAAAGAAGUUGACCCCAUUGUUACUAGAAGGGCAGUGAGCUGCUCCAGUGUUACUGCUCCAUGGUUUUUAAUCUAUGCAAACUUGGAAGUAGCAACAUGA